AUGCCCAUCCCAACACGUUCAGUUUCGCUGCGCGAUCCCCGUAAACAAACUUCAAAUAUAGCACGACCUGCCACGAAACCCUCCACUCCACUACCCGCUACGGCCAGCCCGACCAAGGACUCUGCCCGAGAGACGAAUAACAAGAACCGCUCGCCAUCAAAUCCCUCGCCGGUCGAGGGUUUGCCUCUAAAAAACAAUGGACUCACUGCUCGAGGAAGAACCCUACUCCCCCAGCGCAGUAAUUCUGCCCAAGACAAUGGUAGUGGAACUGGACAUGGGCGCAUUCAGCCACCUAGCAGCAAACUGAACCCACGCGGGGACCCGUCACCAACUAGACCGCGAGAGAUAUCGCCGGCUAAAAAGCAAACACAGGCGGAUUAUGCAGCAACGAAGACCGGGGUAGCACCCAGCCGCCGUCAGAGCAUCAUGCGACCUGGUGCCUUGAAGAUACCUUCAGCGAAGAUUACGGUCCCUUCGCCAAAGAACUCAGCGCCAUCAUUCGCGCCGGCCUCACCCCGCAAAGUGCCAGGAAGGCGAUCCCCAGUCCAACCUCCUACGAUCAGAAGGCCCCCUUCACCCAAGAAAACAGAGAUGCUACCCCCACCACGCUCCACACGGUCCCUCUCUUUAAGACAACCUGUCAACGCCAACAAAGGACCACCCGCGGCAGCCAAAGUCCAUGUGCGGCACAGGAGUCAAAUGGUACAGAAUACAAAACAACCCGAAACAACCCCAGCAACCGGCCAACGUGCACGAACACUCUCGACCUACCAACGGCCGUCGUCUCCUAAGAAAUUCUCCAAACCUCCAACACCUACCCCUGGAGCCGAACCUCAGCCUGGGAAUACGCUGAUCCCUUCAUCAUGGCCGGACAUCGCAGCACUACAAACGGAACUUCUUCAGCUCAGUCUUUUCCAUUCCAACUCACUGCAAAGCCACGCUGAAUGGAAGUCUGAUUCCGAGUCACGUCUGCGCAAAAAGUAUGACAGCGUCGCUAAUCAAUAUCGCUUGGUAUUGGCAGAUGAAACGCAGCGGCAGUGUCAUCUGAAUGCGCAGGCCCUAGGACUUUGGCUUUCCAAUUGUCGCGAACAUCGCGGUCCGCAUGAUUUCUCCGAGCAGAUUCAAAUUUUAUCUCGGGUUUUACAAGAUGUCUCAGACAUGAUUGCUGGCAGCCGGGGUGCACAGUACUCUCAUGCUGUGAAGACCUUUGAAGACUGGAUCAAACAAGCAGAGCUGAUUCGUCAUAACCGCGGACCGGGGUACCUUGAUGUCGGCGCCUUUAUUGACCCCCUGGGGCGAAGCUGGAAAGAAUCGUUGCAUACUUUAAAUGUGAGGCUGGAACUCUGUGCACGCCAAUUGCAAGUACUUGAUAUCCUGGGCUUCGGGCAAGUGGAGCGUCUAGAACAGUCUGCUCUUGUCAGAGUGGCCAGGAAUUUGGCUGAAUUGAUACAGCUUAUGACGCAGGAGAUUCGUGCCAUGCAAACAUUGGAGGCAGAAGUUGUGCGUUCAGAAAGAAAUUCUGUUAGCCUUCUUGCGACGCAGCUGGCAGGCUCUAUAAGGGAAACGAGGGCUCCCCGAGUUGGGGCAUGGAGAAGCUAG
This is a messenger RNA of Penicillium samsonianum, 1599 nucleotides long. RefSeq lists its product as uncharacterized. The coding region runs from base 1 to 1599 and encodes 532 amino acids. The record is from RefSeq and is a predicted model, not a curated record. Lineage: Eukaryota; Fungi; Ascomycota; Eurotiomycetes; Eurotiales; Aspergillaceae. The transcript has 2 exons.